GGGUGUGAACGUCCGUGGGGCGCGUCAUGCUGGAAACAAACACCAAAAUAAAGAUCGCGUGUUGGCUCCAGGUUCUCCGUUUCUUCCCCGACGCCCCCUGGUGGACAACAGAGAUAUGGCAAAAAUACGAGCAGCUCCGGACGGAACCAUUCAAGACGCCAGCAGGAAACACACUGCGAGUUUAAAUUAAUUUAUAAGUAAAAUCCUACCAGCUUUUAGGAACACAAAUAAAAAUAUAUCGACGUGUUUAGGUUAAAUAAAUAACCCCGUGUUUGUGUAAUGCCCGCGCUGCCCCCCGCAUCCCGGGGCGGAAGUGGUUCGGUCCGGUAGUGAAGGCGAAGCUGAAAAAAAAGAACGGUUUGUUUUCAAGGAGAGGAAGGAGGCCGGCCGCCGCUGCGUCGUUUAAAGCCCACAAACGGUUACAGCUGCCCCAAGCGCUCGCUGCUCUCCCAGGUCGCCAUGGCUCUGUGCGGCGGUGUCGGAGCCAUGGCUUUACCCAGCGAGCUCAUCGUCCACAUCUUCUCCUUUCUGUCCGACCGGGACAAGCUGCGGGCCUCGGCGGUCUGCUCCCGCUGGAGGGAGUGCCUCUUCUACCCCGCGCUGUGGACCGAGCUCAAGCUGCGGGUCGGCGACGGCCGCAACGGCGCCGACGAGACGCCCAAGCUGGAGUUCCUCAUGCGGAAGUUCGGCUCCUUCGUGCGGGAGCUGCAGCUGGAGCUGGCGCCGGUGGAAGGGAACCUCAGCCCGCUGAGCAACGAGCCGCCGGCCGCCGGGAUGGAGCAGCCGGCCGGCGGGCAGGAGGGCGACCCGCAGCGGCUGUCGGAGCGGUGGAGGGACGCCAUGGCCACCUACCUGGACCAGGUCCUGUGUGUGUUCACCAGCAUCCGGAACAACAGAAACCUGCAGAGGCUGAGUCUGUACGGAGACACCUUCAUCCUGCAGCAGGAGGGACUGUCGGACGGCUCCAACCUGCACCAGAUCCACCAGGGGGACAAGAAGAUCAACGAAAUCCAGCAGUUGUUCAUGGAGCUGCUGUCCAACAGCCGGCAGCUGCGGUGGCUGUCCUGCAGCUUCAUGCUGGGCCUGGUGACGCCCUGCUCCUUGGCCUGCCUGUCCAACCCUUCAGCUGAGACGCUGCAACACCUCAGUUUGCUCGACCACCAGCUCGGCCCCCUCAUCUCCCCGUCAGAGCUGGAUCGGCUUUCCAACCUUCACUCCUUAGCUCUGGAUUUCUCUGACUUCACGCCCGAGCUCUGUGGUUUGCUGGCAUCUCCACGACGAGCUCCGCUCCAUCGCCUCUCCCUGCUGCUGAACGGCGCCGCCCUGGAGUUCAAACCGCUGGAGGACACGGCCAAAGAGGAGGACUGGAAGGCGCUGGUACGCGUCAGCGCCAACCUGCGAGUGUACAUAAUGGCUCUGGAGGUGGACAGCUCAGAGCUCCUCAGGGUCCUAAAGCCCAGCCUGCCUCUAGAGCGCCUCCACCUGGACAGUUACAGCACGCUGGUGAACGACGCCACCCUGGAGCUCAUCUCCCAGCAGUACAACAAAACCCUCACCCACUUCCUGCUGCUCAGGGACGGCCCCGGCUUCCCCGACCUCAGCGUCAACCGCAACGAGGACCCCCUGGUCCUGCUGGCGUGGAGGUGCACCCAGCUGGCGGUCCUGGUGAUACACGGUUACACGGUGUGGUCCCACAACCUGGUGGCCAUCUCCCGCCUGCGCGGCUCCAGCCUGCGCGUCCUCACCGUCUCAGAGGAGAGCAUCGACUUCGACCCGGACCAGUCGCUGUACGUGGAGGGAGACCCCGUCCACAACCUGGUGAAGGAGGUGUCGCUGGGCCUCGGCCGCGUCUGGCACCCCUGCCUGGACUCCUCCGUGGUUCUGUCCGAGCCGACCCAACACUUCCACCGCGAGCUGCGCUCCUUCAGCGCCGGCAUGUAGGCCGGCCGGGGGGGGCGGCGCCGGCUGACCGGACCAGACCUGGUGGGAGAACGGCAGACCGAGUAAAACCAUGCAGAUCUCAGAUUUACAGGAUUGGCUUUAUUUUAGUUUUUAUUCCAUCAGGUUUCUUCUUCUUUUGUUUGUUUUUUUUAUUUAGAACUCGGCACAAAUCUGCCUGUUACAACCAGAUAUUUAAGGAGUCUGCUGAGAGCUGGUCUGGUCUGACCCGGCCCGGUCUGGUCUGGUCUCGGUCCAGGAGCCUCUGUGUGGACAGUGUAACUCUGAUUCCUGUGUUUCUUUGCUCCCCCCCCCCCUGUGUGUGGUCUGUUCCCCGCCCGUAAAGGCUUGGUGUGUUUAACGCAGACGUCCAGACGGAACCGGCAGGUUGAGCGACGGUCCUCCGGCAGCAGGGCGGGCGGCUCUGUUGCUCUUCAUCGUGUUAUUUUGCUGUUUUUAACGUCUAAAGGUCAUUGAUUUGGGGUUCUGAGCUGCUGAUGGUGUAAUGGAGACUUCUGUUACUCUUCCCGGUGAGCCCCCCCCCCCUCCCAGCGGAUGUCAGAACCAAAGCUGUUCUGGUUUCAUCCGAUUAGAAACCUUUUGGUCCCGUCAGAAGAUGCUGAAGCUCUGCGUCGUGAUGGAGGGAAGGUGUGAUUUGUUUCCCUCGCCGUCCCGAAGCAAGGCAGCCGCAGCGGCGCUGCUUCUGGAGCAGAAUGUAAAAACCAGUCUGAGCUUCAUGCGUCACAACCGAGAGUCCUUCCUUUAUUUUUUUAUUUGAGCUACAGCACAAUGAGGCUUGGGUUGUGUCCCCUCAGGAAGGCUUUUAGCAUCACUGAAACAAUCACUUUCCCUCUCCUCUUACGUCACAGUGGCCUUGGAAACAGCUCCACUCUCCCGUUUGAAUCCUUCUAGAUGUCGUCGCCUGUCUCGCCAUCUGACUGAGCCCUCCGACCCGCCUCGGCCCGAGGGCCACAGAACCUGAUCAUACAUUUGUUUUCAACGAUUAAGGUUGGCUGAAGCUAAAGGAGGCGCGUUACGGCCCAGACGGCUUCAGCUCAGGCUGCAGGGAUCCGUAGUUUCUGAACCACGUUCUCUUCCCUCCCAGCACUUUACCGGCCGCAGAGAGAGUCGGUCCCUGCAACCGGGCCCGCCGCGUUGACUGGACCUCGAUGGUUUAACCUCGAUAAUCUGCAGCAGCCUCCGUUUUUUGUUUUUUUUUUAUCUCCAGAGAAACCGCCCUGUGGUACCGAGAGGUUCUGUUUCAGCGCUGAAAACUUCCCAGAGCUCAGCUUCUGAGAUCUGCUGAGCAAAAACGCUCCGGUGUCUUUGUUUUUAGUCGACCUCUGGUUAGUAGAAAGCUGAUCUUUUUUUUUACUGGCUUCACUUCCUGUUGUGUUUCUGGUCUGGUUUCCUCAGACUGGAGGGUUAGUAAAAGAACCGUGAGGGUAAAACGGCACCGAUAAGUACCGACAGAGCAGACUGCGCCUGUCGGAGGCACCGGGUCGGUUCUGGGUCACAAAGUAUUCAGAAAGCUACGAUGAGGACCAGGCCUGGAGACGGCGGUCCCUCUGUGUGCCGAGCCUUUGGGAGGUUCUGGAGUCUCGCUGAGUCCAAAGCCCGGUUCUGCGGCUUUGGACUCGAUGUUUGCUGUUCGUUUGCUUUUAGGGAAGCAGUGAUGCAAACUGCUGCAGCUGCUCUGCUGUGUGCCUGUAAUGUUGGAUUUUAAUAAUGGUUCUGGUGAAUUUUCUCGUGCAUCCAGUAGACGUGUUUUAUUUGACGCAUGCCUGUAGAAGACCUGCGUGUGUUUGAUGAAGAGGGACUAACUGGUGCCGCGGCGUGAGACGGGGACGCUCUCAGGGUGCAGGAUGGAAACUGAAACCGUCUCAGGCCUCCUGCUUGUUUGUGUGAAUUAUUACGGAGCCUCCGCAUCCGCUUCUCUUCUGCUGACCCGUUGGAAGCUGCCAAAGUCUGAGAGCACAGAGCCAGUAUUGCUUCCUUGUGGCGUUUCCCUCGUUCUCCUGCAGCCUCGCCUGCUUCUCUGAGGGGAACGAACCAAAGCGCGGCCGUGAGUGAAGGCGUUGCCUCGGAUCGGUACUCAGGGUCUGUGAAAUGUGUCACCAGAACAUCAGAGCAUCCGCCCGAUGUUCUGAGCCGUGAAACACAAGUAGCGCAGAGUUGGCUCCCAGAUGGAGGACUCUGCUCGUCUCCGGAUGCUUCCAGAGGUUCCUCGGCUCGGCUCGGCUCGGCUCGGCUCGGCUCGGCCCGGCUCGGCUCGGCCCGGCUCGGCUCGGCCCGUCCGCCGCGUCCUCCCCGCUUCCGUCUGAAGCUGUAAACUGAUUUUGCUGCUAGAACAUUCCAGGUGGAGGCGGGGUUGCUCCUGCAUCCUGCCAUCUCUACAAACAGAGGUUUAUUUUUUUUACCCAGAGGUGUGCGUGUGUGCAGAGGUCGGGUCGUGCAGCAGGCGCGGCGCCGCUCGGCGGUGAUGCCGCCGCGGGUCACCGGUACGUUAAACGUCACAAACCUCUCCCUCCAUUAAAUCAGCGAGUUUUACUUUUUGAAGCAGACGGCUUCCAGCACACAGCCUGAUGUUCUGGAGGCGCGCGUUAAACUGUGAUCCACCCUGUAAGCAGCUGCAUCCACUCAGCAGCCGUGAGAUCAUCACCAGCGGCUCCUGCAGCCGACUCUCUGCUCUCUGCACACGUUGUUCUUUCCCGGUGAAACCCGGACAGAUGUCAGGCGGUCCCACCAGGACCGGAACCACAGAGCUGGCCUCUAACUCCCUCCAUCGCAGAGACCUGUCUGUCUGUUGGACCAGAGGAGAACCCGGGGAGGUUUCCUAGAACCAAAGCAGCAGGCGGUCAGGUUUUUAACCCUGACACUCAUUCAUUCAUCGUCUCUCUCUCUCUCUCUCUCCAUCAUCGCUUCUUUUCCGUCAGCGUGGGUCUGGAUGAGCUUGCAGAGAGCUGGACUCGUGCAGGAAUGUAAAUCUGAAAGACGGGAUGUGCUGCCAGUUUGUGAUGGAGAUCUCAGCAUCGCUCCAUGCUGUCGUGGUGAUGGGUUGUUCCUGCUGCCAUGCAGACGUGUUUUAAAGCUCCUCCGUGUUAAAGGAGCCGACAGACCUUCAUUCUCAGCGGACGUGCAGAUGUUCCCGCUCAGAUGUGUUUCUGGCUGCUAAACAAAGUCCUCCUUGUUUACGGUGGAGAGCCAAACGUCCUGAUUAGCCAGGCAGGCCAGUCCAGCCUCGCAACUAUGCAAGAGGAAUGCAUAUAAUCCAAACGCUUCAUUUUUCUGUUUUUUUAUAUUUGCUUUUUCAUUCUCUCACCGUCACAGUGCAGAACCAGACGAUGUGAACGAGCGAGAACGUGCAGAGACAACUUGGCCUUAUUAUGAUGAUGGUGAUGAUUUGUGAGAUCUUGUAAUCAUUUUAGUCUGAAGAUCUUUUGAAUUGUGGCCCGGCAGCAGCGGCGGCGGUGACAGCGGGUCCCCCUUGGUCUCCGUGAGACCGGCUAGACGGCCCCCGGUUAUAUCGUGGUACGAAUGUUGUGCAUUUGUUUAAAAUCAGGACAGUUUGCAAUAACAGCAGUUUUACAAGUGGCCACAAAGGGGCACGAGCAGUGCUGACGGCGCCCGGCUGCGUCUUUAGAAAACCAUAGAGGAAGAAAUAGAAACUAUAUAAAGAGAUGAAUAUAUAUAAAGUCACACAGCGCAUAUUUGUAACGGUAUCGACGUUACCACGUUACGGUGUCCGACUCUUAUGCAACACUUGUCCGGGUUCAGUUUCUGAACAUGAAGUUUAUUGUAAAACCACACAGACUGUAAAUCAGACGCCAUGUCGUUGUGUUCUUUGUUUUUAUUUUUACAGAAAUGGUUUUACGUUGUUGCUGAAAGCUGAGUGUGAUGUUCCCGUGUGACUGUUUGCUGAUGUAAGCGCUGGGUUUUGCAUCCUCCUGCCAGCAGGGAUGCAGACUUCCCCCAAAACCCACAGCUGGGUGGACCUCCCCACCAGACUCACUGAUUCCUCUGAGAUCUGCACCCAGCGGAGGAGGCAGCAGCUUCCUGACAGCUGCAGCUGAUUUCAAAUCUGCCCAGCUGUGUUUUUGGGAGCAGUCUGCAGGAAAAGGUCUGUUACCUCUGUAGAGGAGGAGAUUUUACAGAAAAUGGUGUUGAUUCAUGUUCCUGUUGGAGCGAUGAGAGGGAGGGCAGCGUGGAAACCUCCACAGAGAACCGAGGGGUCGACCUGCCAACUGUUGAUUGGAAAUGAUGCUGAAUGAAUGCUUCUCUUCUUUUAGUCAGUGAAUAAAAAACAUUAAAAAGCCG
Messenger RNA from Fundulus heteroclitus (mummichog), 6255 nucleotides. RefSeq names its product F-box only protein 33. The coding region runs from base 460 to 1941 and encodes 493 amino acids. Gene Ontology annotation, cellular component: SCF ubiquitin ligase complex. The record is from RefSeq and is a predicted model, not a curated record. Gene Ontology annotation, biological process: SCF-dependent proteasomal ubiquitin-dependent protein catabolic process; positive regulation of protein ubiquitination. Lineage: Eukaryota; Metazoa; Chordata; Actinopteri; Cyprinodontiformes; Fundulidae. Gene Ontology annotation, molecular function: protein binding. The transcript has 6 exons.